Topomyia yanbarensis is the source of this 959-nucleotide messenger RNA. RefSeq lists its product as uncharacterized. NCBI's taxonomy places the organism in Eukaryota, Metazoa, Arthropoda, Insecta, Diptera, Culicidae. The coding region runs from base 33 to 623 and encodes 196 amino acids. The transcript has 2 exons. The record is from RefSeq and is a predicted model, not a curated record.
AAAUUCGUACAUCGGUAUAGUAAUUUUCCAAGAUGACGCGAAAUUUUUACAUUGCCAUCGCUGUGUUGAUGUCGCGUUUAUCAAUCUUCACUAGAAUAGUGCUUGCUCUACGCUGUAAGCACUGCGAGUCAGAUGUCAGCUGGGAAGCCUGUAUUAAAAGUUCAGAAGUUACUACAUGCUCCGUUGACAAGUCUGUUGAGAAGGCUGUGAAAUUUCACCAUUACUCGGGUGUGGCCAACAUAAGUAGUAGUCCGUCCUGCUUUCGGUUACAGUUGACAACCCAAUCUACCGGGAAAGAUACCUAUAGGUCAGGUUGUUCAUACGAUAGAAGUUUCUGCCAAGAGUGGGACAAAACGAAGGUUAUCGUUGUGCAGUGCUCGUUCUACUCCGAAGAAAGUCAGCCGUCGCCACCGAAAAGUUCUGGAUCGAAUAAAAAAAAUAAACCGGUAGAAGCUAUAGAAAAGCUCACUGCAGAAGACACAAAUAGUCUCCCUUUGGAUACAAAUAAGAACUCAAGUGCAACGCAAGAAGCGACAAUAUCAAGCACCAAUGGACGCAACGGCAGUUUUAUUAUGCCCGUUGCUUUUGUGCUUCUUGUAAUUGUCAUUGGGUUCGGAUAUUAGCUGAGCCUAUGAACUUAAAGACCAGCAUGUAUAGUUUUAGAUUUAAUAAUAAUUCAACAACACACCAAAAAACAAUGAAAUUUAAACGACAUGUAAAUCAAUACGAAUGUAAACAUACAACGAUUGAAUCAAAAAUUUGAUUAAAAAUUACGUUAAAAUCAAUUGGAGCCUCAAACAGCAUACAAUUUUACACUUUCAUUCGUGUAAUAUUACAUGUCAUCCAUUUUACAGCAGUAAAAAUACAUUGAAGUGCAUUGGUUUUCCGUUUAAAGAAACUGUAAUUUUCAAUUCGCGUGAAAAGUUAUAAUAAAAUUAGAUGAAUUAGUCGUGUGUAAU